AUGACUACAAUUGCUACAUUCACUAGAAACGUUUUGCUUGCCCUUGCCUUUGCCUUGGUUGCUGCUCAAGGUGCUGCUAUUCCUGAAGCCAACAAAAGAGACGACAGUCCUGGAUUCGUUGCUUUGGAUUUUGAAGUUACUAGAAAACCACUUGACUUGAACGCAACUUCUAAUGCCAUUUCCAAGAGAGCAUACCCAUCAUCUCCAUUGUACUUUGAAGGUCCAUCCUAUGGUAUUCGUGUGGCGGUUGGUUCCAACAAACAACAACAACAAGUGGUUCUUGACACUGGUUCAAGUGAUUUUUGGGUCGUUGAUCAAUCGGCAACUUGUCAAGGAACUCAAGAUUGUAAACACUACGGUACCUUCAAUCCUAGUGGCUCAAGCUCAUUCCAAUCUUUAGGGACAAGCUUCCAAAUAGGUUACGGAGAUAAAAGCUCUUCAAGAGGUACCUGGGCAAAGGACACUGUUUCUUUCGGUGGUAUUUCAAUCACAAACCAACAGUUUGCUGAUGUUACCAGUACUUCAGUCUCCCAAGGAAUCUUGGGUGUUUCGCGUGUUCGUGGUGAAAGUGCUAAUCCAGAAUAUGACAAUGUUCCUGUUACUUUAAAGAAGCAAGGAAAGAUCAAAACCAACGCGUACUCGUUGUAUUUGAACUCCCCAAGUGCAACCUCUGGAACUAUCAUUUUUGGUGGAGUUGACAAUGCCAAGUACUCUGGUAAACUCGUUGAAGAGCCAUUGACCGACAGUCAAUACUUGGCUAUCAACUUGCAGUCCCUCAACUACAAUGGUGACGCAGAGUCUGGAGGUUUCAGUGCUGUCUUGGAUUCAGGAACCACCAUCACUUUCUUGCCCGAUGCACUCGUUUCAGAUCUUGCUAACAAGGUAGGUGCUCAGUUGGAGCAAGUUGGUUUGGACAAUGAACUUUACUUUAUUGAUUGCAACUCAAACCAAGGUACAGCUUCAUUCACUUUUGACAAUGGUGCUCAAAUCAGCGUUCCAUUGUCAGAGUUUAUCCUUCAAAAUUCAGACGGAAGCUGUAUUUGGGGAUUGCAGAGCGCUGAUAGUCACAAUGUCCCGCCAAUCUUGGGUGACAAUUUCUUGAGACAUGCUUAUGUUGUUUACAACUUGGACAAGGAAACCAUUUCACUUGCUCAAGUAAAAUACACUUCUGCUUCAAGCAUUUCCGCAAUCUAA
Molecule: messenger RNA, 1194 nt
Organism: Lodderomyces theae
Lineage: Eukaryota; Fungi; Ascomycota; Pichiomycetes; Serinales; Debaryomycetaceae
Product: pepsin-like aspartic protease
Exons: 1
Coding region: 1-1194 (397 amino acids)
Biological process (GO): proteolysis
Molecular function (GO): aspartic-type endopeptidase activity
Source: RefSeq, a predicted model, not a curated record